AUGCACAAUUUGUUAGAUAGUAUUAAUUUUGUCGUGGUGGUGGCUGUGCAGAGUCUUGUCUGUUCAACUCUCAAACACCCACAAUAUCCAUUGGAUUAUUCAUUCCCAUCGCAUGAACAGGACUGGGUAGUUUCAAAGCGCGGUAAAAAGUCCAAUGCGACGAUUUCAAAUGGAAUGGUUGCCGUUGGUUGUGAGAUGGUUCUAUGUGAAGAUGGCUCUGAAGCUCUAGUUAAAGUGUGUGUUGUUGAUGAAAGUUUACAGGUCAAGCUAGAUGAACUAGUAAACCCUCGUAAAAAAGUUGCUGAUUACAGAACUGAGAUUACAGGAUCUGUAUUGGGUUAUGAAGUCCGGAAGCCAGGUUCUCCACACAAUUGUCUAGAUGAUGCUUGUGCUGCAAUGAAACUUGUUCUUGCUAAGAUAAAGCGUGAAAUUGGCGAUAUUAUCCCCCCAGUUCAGGAGGAUGUACGUGAAGUUAAUAUGGCAAAGCUACUUCUCCACAGGAUACCAAUCACAGUGCCUAGUGAAGAAUUGCACAAUGCCAUUCCUGGGAACUAUACAGUAGAAGUCAAGAUUACAUUGGUUCAGUGUGCUUUGGAAGGUAAUAACAAAUGA
Molecule: messenger RNA, 612 nt
Organism: Prunus armeniaca (apricot)
Lineage: Eukaryota; Viridiplantae; Streptophyta; Magnoliopsida; Rosales; Rosaceae
Source: the annotation of a GenBank genome assembly